AUGACCGCUGAAGAUGAGAAGAUCCCGAACAGCCUUCGAUGCCGAAUGGCUGUCGAGGACGUUGAUCAGUUGAAGCCAAACGCUGAAACUGAAAAGCAAAGAGCUCUUAGAAAUGUGAACACUAACCUGUCCCAUAAUUCCUGGAAACCAAGAAGUCAUGAAGCAAGAAAAGCAGCUCCAUCUCUAAUCAUCAGCAGCAUGCAACCGAGGCCAAAUUCAUUUAGCUCGACUAGAGCGGAGUGCUUGGAAUUAGCUGACGGACAGUAUUCUUCACAAUUAGCGAUCCGGAUUUGA
Gongylonema pulchrum is the source of this 294-nucleotide messenger RNA. The record is from the annotation of a GenBank genome assembly. NCBI's taxonomy places the organism in Eukaryota, Metazoa, Nematoda, Chromadorea, Rhabditida, Gongylonematidae.